This is a messenger RNA of Bubalus bubalis (water buffalo), 542 nucleotides long. RefSeq names its product C-C motif chemokine 14. Gene Ontology annotation, biological process: monocyte chemotaxis; G protein-coupled receptor signaling pathway; lymphocyte chemotaxis. Gene Ontology annotation, molecular function: chemokine activity; CCR chemokine receptor binding. Gene Ontology annotation, cellular component: extracellular region. The transcript has 3 exons. Bases 124 to 408 code for a protein of 94 amino acids. Lineage: Eukaryota; Metazoa; Chordata; Mammalia; Artiodactyla; Bovidae. The record is from RefSeq and is a predicted model, not a curated record.
CCCUUACUGGAAAAAAAAAAAAAAUUGUCUAGAUGAACAUUUCUCAAAACUUCCGAAGCCCAGGAAGCCUCUGAAGCCCCUACCAGGCUGCCUCUCCUCCUGCAGCUGCUCCUCCAUGGGAGGAUGAAGGUCUCCACAGCAGCCGUCUCCUUCCUCCUCCUCCUCAGCAUCACUGUGGCCCUUGGGUCCAAGAAUGGAUCGUCUUUCAGAGGACCUUACCACCCCGCCGAGUGCUGCCUCACCUAUGUGAGCCGGCCAGUCCCCCGGCAGCGUGUUUCAAGCUAUUAUGAGACCAGCAGCCAGUGCUCCAAGCCUGGAAUCAUCUUCAUCACCAAGAAGGGCAAUUACAUCUGUGCAAACCCCCGUGAUGGCUGGGUCCAGGACUAUAUCAAGGAACUGGAGGAGUGACCCAGAAGUAAUGGAGAAGGACACAGCUCGGGAUUUAAAGAGAGGGGGUUGAACCCCACUCCCCUCCUCCCAGCUCAGCCCCAGCCGCCUCCUGGGAGAUGCCCUGACUUGAAUUAAAGACCAGUCAGGCCCUU